AUGAGUUCCAUCGAAUCUCAAGAGUACCUCAAGGCCAUCCUCAGAGACAAGACAGACAGCAGCGAGACAAGCAACAACAAAACAACGAACAACACAAUGUCCGGCUCCUUCUACGAAUCAGCUUUUGUCAUUCCCCACAUGCAGGCGUCUGCCAUGCCUCGCCGGCCCCGCCAGCCUGCUCCGGCACCGCGGGCCACCGUUGGUGCCAUGUCCUCAGAGUCAACUCUCGUCGACAAGGAUGGCGUUCCAGUCAUGUCCAAGGAGAAGAAUGAGGCCAAUGGUGACAUCGCUGGUUCGUCAUCAUCAAGCAAGAAUCUUCUCAAGCGUCUUUUGAAGAAGGCUUGA
Molecule: messenger RNA, 345 nt
Organism: Colletotrichum orchidophilum
Lineage: Eukaryota; Fungi; Ascomycota; Sordariomycetes; Glomerellales; Glomerellaceae
Exons: 2
Coding region: 1-345 (114 amino acids)
Source: RefSeq, a predicted model, not a curated record